AUGCAAAUGGUGCGGGAGGAGCGAGACCUGUGGGACGUCAUGAACGGCGAGGUCAAGAUCGAGCACUGUACAAGUACUUUGGACCAAGCGACGUUCAAGCCAUAG
Messenger RNA from Peronospora matthiolae, 105 nucleotides. Lineage: Eukaryota; Oomycota; Peronosporomycetes; Peronosporales; Peronosporaceae. The record is from the annotation of a GenBank genome assembly.